GAACCUACUUCCAAGAUGUCUCUGGUCAUUCCUGAGAAGUUCCAGCACAUUCUUCGUGUUCUUAACACGAACAUCGAUGGCAGGAGGAAAAUCGCCUUCGCCAUCACCGCCAUCAAGGGGGUCGGCAGACGUUACGCUCACGUGGUCCUGAGGAAGGCCGACAUCGACCUCAACAAACGGGCCGGAGAGCUGAGCGACGACGAGGUGGAGCGUGUGGUGACCAUCAUGCAGAACCCUCGCCAGUACAAAAUCCCCGACUGGUUCCUCAACAGGCAGAAGGACAUCAAGGACGGCAAAUACAGCCAGGUCCUCGCCAACGGUCUGGACAACAAGCUGAGAGAAGAUCUGGAGAGGCUGAAGAAGAUCAGGGCUCACCGCGGGCUGCGGCACUUCUGGGGUCUGCGUGUGCGUGGUCAACACACCAAGACCACCGGGCGCCGCGGUCGCACCGUGGGCGUGUCCAAGAAGAAGUAAACGCCGCUUCCCUUUGUUCAAUAAAAAGCUCAAAAUCCA
Molecule: messenger RNA, 513 nt
Organism: Pseudoliparis swirei
Lineage: Eukaryota; Metazoa; Chordata; Actinopteri; Perciformes; Liparidae
Gene: rps18
Product: ribosomal protein S18
Exons: 6
Coding region: 16-474 (152 amino acids)
Biological process (GO): translation
Cellular component (GO): ribosome; cytosol; small ribosomal subunit
Molecular function (GO): structural constituent of ribosome; RNA binding
Source: RefSeq, a predicted model, not a curated record